Molecule: messenger RNA, 1442 nt
Organism: Phyllostomus hastatus (greater spear-nosed bat)
Lineage: Eukaryota; Metazoa; Chordata; Mammalia; Chiroptera; Phyllostomidae
Gene: BNIP3
Product: BCL2 interacting protein 3
Exons: 6
Coding region: 184-777 (197 amino acids)
Biological process (GO): mitochondrial outer membrane permeabilization; positive regulation of apoptotic process
Cellular component (GO): mitochondrial outer membrane; nucleus; mitochondrial envelope
Source: RefSeq, a predicted model, not a curated record
CCGCCGCGCCUCCGCUUAUCUGCCGAGCGUGGGCCGGCGAGCGUCAGUCGGUCGGGGCCCUGGGCUGACGUCGUUGGUCGUGCUGGGCCCCGAGCUUGCGCCCCAGCUCCCGCCCGUCCUCUUCCGAGCGCCCCGCACUUGGGCAGCCCCGGCCCGCCGCCGCAGCGCCCUCCCUCCGGCGCCAUGUCGCAGAGCGGGACCCCCGGAAUGCAGGAGGAGAGCCUGCACGGCUCCUGGGUGGAGCUGCACUUCAGCAGCAAUGGCAGCAACGGCAGCGGGGGCGGCGUGCCCGCCUCGGUCUCCCUCUACAACGGGGACAUGGAGAAGAUCCUGCUGGAUGCCCAGCACGAGUCUGGGCGGAGCAGCUCCAAGAGCUCGCACUGCGACAGCCCGCCUCGCUCCCAGACCCCACAGGACACGAACCGCGUGUCGGAGACGGACAGCCACAGCACGGGGGAGAAGAACAGCUCUCAGUCCGAGGAAGACUACAUGGAGAGGAGGCGGGAAGUGGAGAGCAUCCUGAAGAAGAACUCGGACUGGAUCUGGGACUGGUCGAGUCGGCCGGAGAACAUUCCCCCCAAGGAGUUCCUGUUCCGGCACCCCAAGCGCACGGCCACCCUCAGCAUGCGGAACACGAGCGUCAUGAAGAAGGGCGGCGUCUUCUCGGCCGAGUUCCUCAAGGUCUUCCUGCCGUCCCUACUGCUCUCGCACCUGCUGGCCAUCGGGCUGGGGAUCUACAUCGGGCGACGGCUGACCACCUCCACCGGCACCUUCUGACACGCAGCUGGGACGGCGGCUUCCCCCAGGGGAGCGGGGCUCCUGCCGGGGCCCGGCCGGCGGAGGCGCUGCUGCCCUGGUCCCCGGGGGCUGGCCGCCCCGCGGGUCUGCUGUGUAAAUGCUGCGUGCCUGGUUUCUCGAGGGGGGGGCUGCGCUGUGGGCCUGCCCCCCGGGCCCGCGGAGCGGCCAGCGAGCAUGACGCGCUCACCCUGCCGGAAUGACGUGGUGGCGGUUUCCUUCGAUGUCACAAACACCCGAGCGUAGACGACGUCACCGCGCUAGUCGGACGUCCGUAGUGCCGUAGUGAAAAUGACCCGCAACCUCAGUCCCGCCAGAACGCCCCCCCCCCUCGGAAGGGUCAGCGCCGCUGUCGCUGGAACGGCCCCAGGAAGGGUUUAUCUCGGACAGACGGGGCCUCGCGCCCACGCCAUGGCUGUGUGCCGGGGCCCGGGGCCCGCGGUGCAGGCGCUGGCCUGCGUGCUGGCUGUCUGACUGCACGGACGUGCCUGGAUCCCUGCCAAGCACCGUCCUUGCCUCCCCGCCAGGGGCCGGGUUGGGGCUCCCGUGCUCGUUCCUGUGUGCCGAGAGUCGGCUCCUUCCGAGCUCACGUGUGUCUACUCUAUGAGACUGGAACUAGGAAAAAUAAACCUUUGCCAAACCCUCCA